Messenger RNA from Anopheles merus, 7988 nucleotides. RefSeq names its product zinc finger protein 395 (gene Glut4EF). The coding region runs from base 339 to 2402 and encodes 687 amino acids. Gene Ontology annotation, molecular function: DNA-binding transcription factor activity; RNA polymerase II cis-regulatory region sequence-specific DNA binding. Gene Ontology annotation, biological process: regulation of transcription by RNA polymerase II. Gene Ontology annotation, cellular component: nucleus. The transcript is spliced from 7 exons. The record is from RefSeq and is a predicted model, not a curated record. NCBI's taxonomy places the organism in Eukaryota, Metazoa, Arthropoda, Insecta, Diptera, Culicidae.
AUCAAAACAAGUGUGUGAAACAAGAAGCGAUAGUUGGAAGAAAAGUUGUGCAAUUCAUAUAUAAUUACCCGGUGAUACACAAAGGCCUCUGGCUGGCAACGGUGUGUGAAAUCAAAAUUUUUCUGUGAUUCGGUGCAUAUUGUACGUGUUGGUUUGCCAGCUUUGCCCUAUUCGCCAAAGGGACGCUGAAACUGUCGAAAGAGUGAGAGAGAGAGCGAGCACUGAGCGAGCGAGAGACUGAGGGAAGCGAUUGUCUAAAACGCCCCCAUCGCCCCCACAAAUCCCCGAAACCCAGCGGAAACAAGACCCAUACGGGGGACAAAAUACCAGCCACCCCUAUGAAAAAGUACUUUCUCAACAAAAUGUCCACCGGCAAGCGUCUGGCGAAGCGCUCGAUCGUGGGUACGCGCGUCUGUGCGCCCGGUACCGAUGGCAUCUGGUACUCGGGCAAGAUCGAGUUCGUCAAAACGGCGUCCGACCAGAAGGAGCCGGGCCGCAGCCCGGGCGGCAGCUUCCUGCCGGGGCUGACCACGCCCGCCCGCUACACGGUGCUGUUCGACAACGCGAAGGAGGUGGCCCGGCUCGGGCUCGCCCGGGAGUUCCGCGAGACCGAGCUGAUCGGGCGCGGUUUCCGAACGAUCGCGGACGUGAAGCUGAAACCGGGCCAGAAGGUGUUCCUCACGUACAAUGGGCGCGAGAACACCGGCGAGGUGAUCGCACACGACGACCUGAAGGACGAGGUGAAGGUGCGCAUUGCCGGUGCGACGAACGGUGCUGCACAGGAGGCGCCGAUUGAGCUAACCAAGCGGCUGGAGGAAAUUCGUCUGCUGGAAUCGCGCCGCUCGCAGCGGCUGGCAGUGCAGGAGAAGGAUACGGACUUUGCCCGGCUGGCGGAUAUGGCCGGCGAUCGUCGACGACAAUCAAACAGCAUCGAUGUGCCAUUCUCACUGACGCAACAGAACGGAUCUCGCAAACGACGGCCCUCGUACUCGCAGGACGAUCGAGAGUACUACAGUAUUAACGACGACGAUCCGAUGGACGAAUGCAACGCCGCGCUGGUACUUAUGAGCCUGUCCUGCUCGCCCAACUCAUCCGUGCACGGUUACGAAACAAUUCUUGGCACCAGUUCGGGCAGCAGCACCACCUCCUGGAGCACCGGAUCGACCUCGCCGCCGCUGAGCGAGGAUGGACAUUCCACACCACCGACGCACCACUACCAGCACGAGCUGAACCACAAUCAUCAUCACAAUGGACGCCACCAGGCGGCGGGUUCGGGCGGUUCGGGCGGCCGUGGCGCGCGCACCACCUCCCUGUCGACCUCGGACGAAGGCAUCGGCAUGGAGUACAACGAGGACAUGCCGAGAAAGCGUCGGGUCAGUCAGCGAAUUUUCAAAUGCACCUGGAAAGGUUGUGGCGUCAUCUACACUACAUGUACGGAAAUCACUCAACACGUUAGGAACGCACAUCUUGGCCCCCGCAAGCCGAACGAGUACAGCGACGAGGAGGAUUUCUUCUUCACCGAAACCGAGGAUGAGAGCGACGAGAGCGCGCCGAAUCCACCCUCGCCACCGACGCUGAGCCAUCGCGACAUGGCACGUCCCCCGCACGAGGAUCCCGAGUACCAGCGCCAGAUUGUUGGCACCUACCGGCAGGGAUUGCUCUCGCAAUCGCAGGCCCUCCAGCAGCAACAGCAGCAGCAGCAGGCUGCACAGCAGCAGCAACAGCAACACCAGGCCCAACAGCAGCAGAUCGCCUCCAUCAAGCCACCACUGCCGGCCGGCCUAACGGUGGCGGCCCUGAGCGGCGCCAACGGCACCUCGUCGGCCAGCAAUGGCGGCUCGAACGGCAGCAGCAGCAGCAGCAACAGCAAUGGCAGCACCAGCAACGGUGCGGUCAACCCGCACAGCAGCGUCUCGCCGCUGAUUCACCACAACUACACCUGGUCGCAGGUUAGCCCGACGUCACCCCAGAAGCACGUGCGACUGUCGCCCCGACCGUCGGCCUCGUAUCCGUACCCGUCGCCGAACUACCAGCACCACUAUCAGGCGCAGGCCGCCCAGCAGCAGCAGCAGCACCAUCAGCAGCAGCUCGGCCACAUCCAGCUGUCGCCGGGUGCGGGCAGUGGCAGCAACGGUACCGCCGCCUACCACCAGCUGCUGGCGGGUGCGGCCGGCGCCACCGGCGCCAUCACGCUCGGCUCGUACAGCAGCAGCCCGGGCUCGAGCGGCGGCGGCAGCAGCGUGGGCAGUGCGGGCAGCGGCCAGCACCGUUCGCCCGUGUCGCCGAACCGGAGGACGCGCGGCGAGAACAAGAAGUGCCGCAAGGUGUACGGCAUGGACCACAAGGAUCAGUGGUGCACCCAGUGCAAGUGGAAGAAGGCGUGCAGUCGAUUCGGCGACUGAUCCAAGCCGUCCGCCGGCAACCGCAAAGCAGCAGCAGCGCCACCACCACCACCGCCACCUCCAGCGGGCAGUAGCGGCAGCGCCAAGUUGCACCCGUCGGCAGUCGUCGGGCCGAGUGGGGCAUCGUCUGGCAACGCCAACGCUGCCCCGUCUACUUCGCCAUCGUCCUCACAGUCGCUGUGGAUAUCGUCGUCGUCGUCGUCCUCGUCGUCGUCCUCGUCAUCGUCGUCUUCUUCCGCGUCCUUAUUGUCCUGUCCGUCGUCCGCGGUGGCGAUGGUCAAGCAGGUGAUCCAGCUGCAGUCCCAGCCGCCACUGGCCGCAACCGCAUCGUCGCUGCUCCUACACAACCAACACAGCCAGCCGGCUCAGCACCGGCUCAGCGUGCAGUACGCACAACCGCAGCAUCCGCGUCCGCGCGCCCACGGCAUGGUGGUCUGAUGCGAUCGGCCGCCACCGUUACAGCGUGCCAGGUACGACGUGUGUCAUCGAGGCAGCCUCAUCGGGGUGCAACCAAUUUAGUAAUUGCGAGCGAAAUCAUCGCAACAAAUGAACACCCUUCCGGCACAACGUUGCAAGCGUCCGCAACAGACAUGGUGCCAGCAACAAAUCACUUAACAUUGGCGGUGCAGAUAGAACGCAGCCAGCCAACCAACCAACCAACCAAACCAGCUCAUCGACGAUGGACAAAAGCAAAAACCGUAAGUAGAGAGUAGUAAGAAGUAAAACAUCAGACAGAGAGAAAUGAAAAAAACACCCAAUAGUUAAGACUACACUGCGAAACGAUAAACGCAGUGAAAAGGAAAAAAACACACACAAUUACAAGAAGCAAAAGAUCUUUAAAACAAAACACAAGAGAGAGCGAUAGAGAGAGUUAAAAGAAGAAAAAAAAACACAAACAAAAGAAAACGAAAAUACGAAAACCACAAGACAUCAAAGGCUGAUUUAGUUUUAACAUGCGGAUAAACAAAAAAAACGAGUUAAAAAACAAACGAAAAAAAAACAAUCUACAAAGCCAACCGAUUGGGUGACAUCGAACUGGCCAGGGGUAAAUGGUCGUACCGCACGGCAUUAGCCACACUACCAUGGCAUGAUGGAGGCGCCCCGGACCUUUGGACGGAAGUGCGUGACAUUGCGCUAGCAUAUGUUUUCAAGUCACUUGUCUUGACUUAUUUAAUUCACAAAGCAAGCGCGAUCGAUCGCCCUCACUGUGCCACUAUUGCGUCUCGCCAAUCGUCGCUCGUCCGCCCCGACAACCGGACUCGACUCGCGAUCCUGCCAGCGGCUGCACUGAUACAAUCUUCUGACAAAUAUACCGUCCGAUAAUCAAAACAUCAAACAAUGUAAACCUCACACACCCAUGUUCCCCCAGGUUAAAGCAACAAACACUCAAACUAUCCGGACGGAAGUGGGGAGUGUGAGGAUCGCGAUGGAAGGAUCGCCGUUCGUACUGGUGGUGAGCGUGAGAGUGACUGGGCGCCUCCAUCGAUCGUUACCGCCGCGGCACGACCGCCGUACCGAAUGAUCUCGAACCCGUUCGCUGUGCCGAAGAAAUGUGAAAUAAGGGUAUUUAAACAAACACACACACACACGUACGCAAAAAGAAGAUUACAAAGAUGUAACACAAAAGAUCUGCAAUUCGAGAAGGGGAAGGGAUAUGCAAAAUGAGGAGCAAAAAAUGGAAAAAUUAAAAAAUAAAACCCACUGCCAAUAAGUUUAAUGAAGCGAGGGCGAUAAAUGCCGACACCGACUCAAAUGCAAAAAGAAGGGUUAAAAAGAGAAAAGCAAGGGCAAAAAAGACGCAAAAGCUCGCCACUAACGCGUUGUUAGCUAUGUGAAGAAGAGGAAGAAAAAACAUGCAGGAUGUAAGUAAGGAAGAAGUUAUCACAAAACCAAGCGUACAUCGCUGAAAGGUGAAGGCAGAAGGCAAAAAGCGAAAGCAUAUUGUUAGUAACAGCAUCAUAAGUAAUCAACAGCAAACAACACAAGCAAAAACCUAAGCAAACCACAAGUAAAAACGUAUAAACGUAAUUCGUAAACGUAAAUUCUCUACUGCAAGCGAUAACAACAACAUUAACAAAACAAACAAACGCAAAUUCUGUCUAUCUGUGUGUGAGUGUAUGUAAUUGUAACAUAGGAGAAUAAGUAACGAGGGGUAUGAUCGGUAAAUGAAGAUUAUAAAGCAAGCAUAAUUAAGGCCACAAGCAGACACAAGUGCUCGAAACACACACACACACUCACGCGUUGGUACCUACUGUGUAUGUUUACCUACAAUUAAAAGCGGGUUGUAUGACGAUACCGGCGGUUGGAGUUGGAAGUUAUGCAUGCUAGAGGAGAAUCCUGAUGCGCCAGCACCGACUGCACCGGCCUAGAAAACAGCCACCGUUUUUCCCUCCCUCACCAGCUAAUGCUCCUAUUUACCAAUUUUACCAACUACUACUAAAAUUACUAAACGAAAACACACCUAUCGCCGUUUACGCGUACGCCAAGCAUAGAGUGGGCAGAAAAGCGGGUUUCGAUAAGCAUAUGGGAGCCGUGGUCACAUCUGAACGCGUACGACCCUCCCCACGAAGAGUUACCCACGAGUCGAUCGAUCGUCACCGAUGGCCAGCAGCGAGCCCUGUAAUGUGUGUUGUUAUACUUUUCCUACACGCUUCUCAGUCUCCCGCUUAGUGCAGCAGAGCAAAUGUGAUACCAAGCGGCGGGACAAUCAUUACUGUUUUUGACCCCGUUGUGAGUACCGAGCUUUUAAGACGCGAUCGUGCGCCUUGGCACGAUCGUUUACGGCAGCAUUGUUACCGGGCUUUUUUUCUUCACAAGCGGUGAAAGCAUACUUUGCCAAUGCUUCGAAGCUUUCCUUCCCCUUUGGAAACCGAUACGACAAGGUUAAUUAAACCUUGUACUGUUGUGCGUGGUUUAAGGGGGAUUUCUGAUUGUAAGGGACCCUCUGGACACGGUCCACCUGGUCCCAUUCAAAUCCUCGCCGCGGUCGUGGCAGCGGGAACAGUGAUCGCUAAUGGCAAUGAUGAUGAUGACGGUGAACGAUGAUGGAAAUGAUACGCAAUUUUGCAACUGAUGAUCUCUGUGAAACUGUUCAUUUUUUUUAAUUUAAUUCUCUCUCCCCGCGCGUAGAGACUUGCAUAUUUAUAAACAUUUAUUUUUUAUUCGUACGAUUGUUUGUUUGUUUUACAACGUGUUUUUGUAGCUCGUGUCGUUCUGCGUAUCCAUGGCUUGCUCUGCCCUUGUCUGGUCUGGUAAUUAUGGCCAAACAUGAUUAGUACCGGCAGGAGUGCUUUGUUUCUGUACUGGUGGUACUGCUUCUUCUUCGAGCGCGAGCAACUUGAACUUGGGCGGAGGAAGCAUUCAUUCUUCGAACCCUUCCAUACUGCACUGUGCAGCUGCAGCCAGGUGGCAAGGAUAUUAAAUCAAUCAAGAACGCCAAAACACACCGACAUUUUUCAUUGCCCGAGUAUCUCCAGCUUCAAAAAUCCCAAAAAUUCAAACAAUCGGUUGAAACACGCUAAUAUGUAAGCAACACAUGGAAUAACACAAAAAAACAAACAAACAAAAGCAAUUGGAACGUGAGCAAGAACUGAACCGCUGAGGGUAAAUUUUGACAAAAAAGAGGGAUGGGGGGUUAGAUUACACCGAUAGUGAUGCUAAGCAAACUCUACACACACACAUGUGUAUGCGGAAGUGGAGUGGAGAACUCGUGAGGAUACUGGCAGGAAAUGCAUUGGAAAAGCAUUCGAAUAGUUCAGAUUGGUUCAGGAAUGUUUGCAAUGCCGAGGGAAAAGGGAGCACGUGUGCAGGCAAUGGUCCCUAAAGCAGCCACAAGCGCACUGCAGUAACUACUACUACUACUACUACUACUACUACUACUACGACUACUACUACUAUAACUACUACUUUUAAUGACAAUCGUGAGCAAACUGAUAAGCAAAUGCAUUCGAUCGCAAGCAAAAGGAAUCUUUACGUAGUAAGUGUACGUGUAUGUGUGUGCAUGUGAAUGUGUGUGUGUGCGUGCCAUUGCUUUUACACAUGCACAAAUGAUCAUCAUUUUCCCCAUUUCCCACACACCGCCCGGUUUUACCAACAACAAUCAGAACAAUGGGAUGAAGGAAUGUUUGAUUGCUUGGUGGGUGGCUUUUAUGUGGUGGCUGUUUGUUUUUCACUUCCAAUUUACCACCACCAAAAAAAACAAACUGGAAUCGAACGGGUAUGCGAACGAGAGAGAAAGAGACAGAGACAUGAAAGAGUAAACAGUAAAGCAACGUUGGAAAUGUAUUGACAAGACUAAAAACUUUUGCCUAUUUAUAUGUACAAAUCGAACAAAAACUGCGGAUAAGGGAAGUCGUAACGGGAAUGAUCGAACACGUGUGUGCUGUGCUGUUUGCAGUACAUUAGCAACCCAAACAACGCUGAAACCAAGCAUUACAUUGGUUCACUUGUGCAAGUGCAGCAUUUGGGCAAGUAUAAUGUGUUUCGUGUACCGUUCCUUGUGGGUUAGGACCACAGAACAUACAUACAUAUAUACAUACAUACAUACGCACACACACACACAUACAAAACAUACACCAUUUGGGAGAUAGUAGCGAACAGGAUAGCGAUGUGUUUGAUAGCAGGAAUCGAUAAGAAAGCAUGUGGCAUAACCGAGUAGUGAUGUGACUUACGAACGUGUGUGGAUGUGUGUAAAACGUCUCUUUGUCCGUGUGUAGUAGUGAAGCCGUUUUUUAAGUGUAAUUUUCCUCUCACAAAAAAACCCCGUUUUAUCGUGUUUGUUAGUAAUGAAAGGUGGACAGGUGGUUGUAAUCGUAAAAAAAAUGCAAGCAGGAACGAACAGGAGAGAAUGUUAGGAAACGCAUUACCCAUAAUACCGUGUGGAUAGCUUAAGCCGGUUUUGAAAGCGGAACAGAAGCCAGUUAGGAUGAUGCGCAUAAGACAUGCCAUGGAGAAAGAGAAUGAAAGAGAGAGAGAAAGAGAGAGAAAGAGAGAGAGAGAGAGAGAGAACAAGCAAGUGCAUGUAACAUGAUACAGAAGUAACACAUUUAGCACCUCUUCAUCUAAAGCAAAUGCACUCCGCCAUUUUACCACUCCUGCAAAAGGCAAGUAAGAAGUAACAACAAAAGGAUAAGAAGAAGACGGUCAAAUAGAGCACAUAACAGAACAGAACAGAGAACCGAAGAGAGAGCAACACAGUUGUACAAAACAAACAAACAAUAGCACACGAAUAAACCAGACAAACGAAUGAUUAGUGUACUGGACUGGGCGUUAGUAGACGACGAACGUGAGCGAGGACAGAGAUGAUGAAUAUAAAGCGCAGUAAGCGAAGAAGUGGAUCAGUGGAGGAGGAACAAAAUAUGGCGCAUUAUUAUCGGGGUUACCGUAUUUUAUCUGUUUUAAUAUAUGAUUAUUAUUAUUAUUAUUUUGUUGUUUUUAAGCGAACCAAGAAAAAAAACAUACAAAAAACACACACACAAACGCAAAAAACACAUACACACUCAUACCCAUGAAAAGUAAAAAGUAAGCAUCAAUGUGACAAUGUGUUGUACAGUAGUAGUAGCAGCAGCAGCAGCAGAGAAGUGCGAU